Messenger RNA from Vigna radiata var. radiata (mung bean), 3606 nucleotides. Its product is annotated as LRR receptor-like serine/threonine-protein kinase GSO1. NCBI's taxonomy places the organism in Eukaryota, Viridiplantae, Streptophyta, Magnoliopsida, Fabales, Fabaceae. Gene Ontology annotation, molecular function: protein binding. The coding region runs from base 351 to 3518 and encodes 1055 amino acids. The transcript is spliced from 10 exons. The record is from RefSeq and is a predicted model, not a curated record.
UGAUUUUUGUUUUGGUGGAAGUGAUAUGGUGCGAAGGGUAUUGGAAGGAAGAGCGAGAAGCUCUUUGGGGUCUAAAUUCCCGUUUUGGCUUCCCUUUGUCUUGGCAGUGGGAAGGCAGAGAUUGUUGUGAAUGGGAAGGAGUGGAGUGCAACUCCUCCACAGGGAGAGUCACCAAUCUUGAUCUGUCGGGAGUAUCCUACUUUUCAUCAGAUAACCAUUUAAGUUACGCUGAUCUUGUUGUCUUCAAUGAUUUGAAGAUUCUCAACCUCAGCUUUAAUGCUUUAACGUUAGAUUGUGCGGACAGUGAAGGGUUGGAAAAUCUGGAAGUUCUUGACUUGACUAACGGCGUCAUGAAUGAUUUCUCUGACAUUCUAGUUUGUUUGAAGGGCUUUCCAUCUCUCAAGGCUCUAUAUCUAAGAUUCAACGGGUUCCAUGCAACAUUCAGCGAUUUUGAAACUCUGUCAUCGAAGUUGCAUAGAUUAGAAGUCCUUGACGUAAGUAAGAACUCUUUGACUAAUGAGAUGUUGCCAUCUCUCGGGGGAUUCACAUCUCUGAAGGAACUCUAUUUGUCUGACACUGGAUUGGACUCAGAUAUGCAUAUUCAAGGUUUAUGCUCUAUGUUGAAGAAUCUUGAGGUCUUUGACUUGUCUGGCAACAACUUGAGUGACAGUGAUAUUGCAUCUGCUCUUAGUGGACUUUCAUCUCUAAAGUCUUUAAAUUUAGGAUACACUCAAUUGACUCCAAGAUCAAUUCUUAAUAUAUCAAAGAUACGGUCUCUGGAGAUUCUUGACAUAGAAGGGAACGAGUUGAAUGAGACGAUCUUGUGGCGUUUAGAGAAGGAUGGAUUUAGGUGGCCAACCAAUUUACAAGUCCUAAGACUGGGUUCAAACAGUUUCUCCAAUGAAUUUCUUUCAUCUCUAAGUGGGCUUCAACGUCUCAAAUCCCUUGAUUUAAGAGUGAAUCAAUUAAGAGGAUCGGUCAAUAUAACUGGAUUAUCGGCUUUAACCAGUUUGGAGAUUCUUGAUCUAAGUAGUAACCUAAUUAACAGUUUUGUUGUCCACCAAGUUUCAGGCUCAAAGAGUCUAAGCAAAUUGGAUGUGCUUACUUUAGAUUACAAUAUGAUAAAUGGAAGCAACUUGAGGGAAUCACUACAACCGUUCUCAUCCAUUAGAGUGCUUUCUAUGAAUGGGAAUGAGAUUAUUGGAACAAUCACUGCAGGAGAUUUUCGUGAUUUAAGUAAGCUUGAACACUUAGCACUCGACAAUAAUGACCUUGACAAUGAGUUUUUCAAAGGUAUCGGGGAAUUGACUUCUUUGAGAGUUUUGUCUGCUUUUCAGUGUGGAAUAAAUGGUACCCUUCCUCCUGCUGAUUGGUUUAAGCUGAAAAAUCUCGAAGAAUUAGAUCUAAGUCAAAACCAAUUUGUGGGAUCACUUCCUUCAUCUUUCUUAAACAUGACCUCUCUUCGAAAGUUGAAACUGUCACAAAAUCAAUUAAGUGGACAAUUUGGUUCUAAUAUAGCUAGCCUUACAUCACUUGAAUAUUUUGAUUUCAGAGAAAACCAAUUCGAGGUUCCUAUUUCUUUUACACCAUUUGCCAAUCAUUCAAACCUUAAGUUCAUAUAUGGUGAAGGCAACAGAGUCAUAUUGGACUUACAACCUAGUCUACAGACUUGGAUUCCAAAAUUUCAAUUAAAAGUACUUAGUUUGUCUUCAACGACAAAUGUUGAUUCUAUUCCGCUCCCAAAGUUUCUUCUACAUCAAAGAAACUUGACAAGUUUGGAUUUGACUAGUUGUAGACUGGAAGGAGUGUUUCCUCACUGGUUGUUUGAAAACAACAUAAAAUUGACAGAGCUUCUUGUUAGAAAUUGCUCUUUCACAGGUGUUCUACGGUUACCAUCACAUCCCCUUACUAACAUGAGGAGAAUUGAUGUAUCUGACAAUAGCAUAACCGGCCAAAUCCCCAGUAACAAUAUCAGUUCAAUUUUACCAAAUUUGCAAUUUCUAAACUUGUCUAGAAACCACAUCCAAGGUUCGAUUCCUAUUGAGUUUGGGCAAAUGAGCUUAAUGGAUACUUUGGAUCUUUCAGAUAAUCAUUUAUCAGGAGAGAUUCCAAAGAACAUAUCUAGAGAUGAGUCACGACUGAAAAUAUUGAAACUUUCACACAAUAGGCUAGAUGGACCCAUAUUUCCAUCUUUACAAUACUUGGAACAAUUGUAUUUAGAUGACAAUAGCCUUUAUGGUAGCAUACCCAAUAGCUUUCUUAACUCAUCUCUCCAACUCUUGAAUCUAAGCUAUAAUAAUUUAGUGGGGAAACUACCAAGUGUGAUAGGAAAUUUUUCAUACUUGGCUAUGCUUUCAUUAUCCAAUAAUCAUCUUCAAGGGUCUAUUCCGACAAGGCUAGUGGAACUUGAACAUUUAUCAUAUCUGGAUAUCUCAAACAACAAUUUGACGGGUUAUGUACCAUCUUUUGUCAAUGCUUCUCUGGAAUACAUUCAUUUGAGCAACAACAGAUUAAGUGGUUUACCCAGUAGAAUGUUCAAUGAAAGAUCUUCCUUAAUAAUUCUAGACCUUAGCUACAAUGAAGUAGUCGGGAGCAUUCAAGAUAUGAUGGAAGACCUUGCUGAUACAAGGUUGAAUAUACUCAUUUUGAAAGGUAACCGCUUUACAGGGCAUUUACCAGAGCAGAUAUGCCAAUUGGAGGGUUUGAGUAUAUUAGAUCUUUCUUAUAACAAUUUUUUUGGUCCAAUACCCAAUUGCUUGGGUAAAAUGCCUUUCGAGAAUGACCCUCGCGAGUUAAGGUAUGCAUUUGAUGGCUUUCUUCAUGCAAUAAAUAGCAAUACAAGAACUAUGACGCCGAACAUAAACGAGAAAGCAAUCUUCACUACGAAGAAAAGAUCCUACACAUAUACAGCGAGCAUCCUUGCUUAUAUGUCCGGAAUUGAUUUAUCCAAAAAUAAACUAAACGGAAGUAUUCCAUCCGAGCUUGGAAACUUGACAAGAAUUCGAGCAUUGAAUUUUUCUCACAAUGAUUUGAUUGGACAAAUUCCAGCUUCAUUUUCCAAAUUAGUACAAAUAGAGAGUUUGGAUCUUUCUUUCAACAUGUUGAGUGGUCAAAUUCCUCCUCAACUAAAUCAGUUGAACUCUCUUGCUGUAUUUAGUGUUGCGCAUAACAACUUAUCAGGUGAUACACCCGAGCGAAAAGGCCAAUUUAUUACCUUUGAUGAAAGUAGCUAUGAAGGAAAUUCUCUUCUUUGUGGACCUCCAUUGCUAAAAAGUUGUCAUCCUUAUUUACAAUCACCAACCGUUUCUUCAAAUGAUAACAGUCUGAUUGACAUGGUUGCUUUUUAUGUAAGUUUUGUUGUGGCUUUCACAUCAGUAUUGUUUGUAAUUGUUGCAACUCUCUGCAUUAAUCCUUAUUGGAGGAGAGCCUGGUUUUCCUAUAUGGAACUUAUAAUCUUAAGUUUUUAUUACUUUAUGCAAGAUAGUUGGAGGAGGUUUUCAAAUUCUGAAAAUAUGUAAUAUAGUUUUUCUUGUAUGACUUAUAUUGUCGUGUUGUUUGGUAAGAUUGAUUCAAUCAUGAGUUUCUUAUUUAUAUGGAAUUCAGUUU